This is a messenger RNA of Thermothelomyces thermophilus ATCC 42464, 1880 nucleotides long. Its product is annotated as xylulose kinase-like protein. Gene Ontology annotation, cellular component: cytosol. The record is from RefSeq and is a predicted model, not a curated record. Gene Ontology annotation, biological process: xylulose metabolic process; D-xylose metabolic process. Lineage: Eukaryota; Fungi; Ascomycota; Sordariomycetes; Sordariales; Chaetomiaceae. Gene Ontology annotation, molecular function: D-xylulokinase activity. The coding region runs from base 1 to 1740 and encodes 579 amino acids. The transcript has 3 exons.
AUGAGUGACGGACCCCUCUACCUGGGGCUCGACCUUUCGACCCAGCAGCUCAAGGCCAUCGUUGUCCAGUCCGACCUCACUGUCGUCUCGGACGCGAAAGUCGACUUCGACCAGGACUUUGGAGCCAAGUACAAGAUCAAGAAGGGCGUGCUUCUCAACGAAGAUGAGGGGGAGGUGUUUGCCCCCGUGGCCAUGUGGCUCGAGUCCCUCGACCUGGUCCUGCAGCGCCUACAGGAGAAGAAGACGCCCUUGAACCGGAUCCGGGGAAUCAGCGGCUCUUGCCAGCAGCACGGCAGCGUCUACUGGAGCCGCCAGGCCGACGCCCUCCUCGGCGGUCUGAAGCCGGACAAGCCGCUGGUGGAUCAGCUACAGGAUGCCUUCUCGCACCCGUACGCCCCCAACUGGCAGGACCACAGCACGCAGCAGGAGUGUGACCAGUUCGAUGCCAGGCUGGGGUCAGCACAGAGGUUGGCUGAGGUUACGGGGAGUGCUGCGCAUCAUCGCUUCACCGGCACUCAAAUACUGCGCCUCCGUAAAAAGCUCCCUGACAUGUACGCCAACACGUCCCGCAUCUCCCUCGUCUCCUCAUUCCUCGCCUCGCUCUUCCUCGGCGCCGUCGCGCCCAUGGAUAUCAGCGACGCCUGCGGCAUGAACCUCUGGGACAUCGCGGCCAACAACUGGAGCGAGCCGCUCCUCGAACUAACAGCCGGCGCCGAUGGCGUGGCCGAGCUGCGCAGCAAGCUGGGCGAGGUCCGCCUGGACGGCGGCGGCAGCAUGGGCCGCAUCAGCGGCUACUUCACCUCCAAGUACGGCUUCAGCCCCAACUGCGAGGUCGCGCCCUUCACGGGUGACAACCCGGCGACCAUCCUGGCGCUCCCGCUCCGGCCGCUGGACGCCAUCGUCAGCCUUGGCACCAGCACCACCUUCCUCAUGAGCACUCCCGUCUACAAGCCGGACCCGAGCUACCACUUCUUCAACCACCCGACCACGCCCGGCCAGUACAUGUUCAUGCUCUGCUACAAGAACGGCGGGCUAGCCCGCGAGAAGGUGCGCGACGCCCUACCGAAGCCCGCCCCGGGGGAGGAGAAGGAGGAGGAGGAGGAAGGGAAGGACACGUGGGCGACCUUCAACAAGCACGCCCUGGCCACCCCGCCGCUCGAUGUCAAGUCGCCCUCGGACCGCGCCAAGCUGGGCCUGUACUUUUACCUCCCCGAGAUCGUCCCCAACAUCCGCGCCGGCACCUGGCGGUACACGUGCGACGCGCGCGACGGCGGCGACCUGCGGGAGGAGGCGGCGCCGUGGCCCGCCGAGACGGACCCGCGCGUCAUUGUCGAGUCGCAGGCGCUCUCGAUGCGCCUGCGCAGCCAGAAGCUCGUGCACAGCCCGGACGCCCGGCUGCCGGCGCAGCCGCGCCGUAUCUACCUCGUCGGCGGCGGCUCCCUGAACCCGGCCAUCGCGCGCAUCAUCGGCGACGUCCUGGGCGGCGCCGACGGCGUGUACAAGCUCGACGUCGGAGGCAACGCCUGCGCUCUUGGCGGCGCCUACAAGGCCGUCUGGGCCUUUGAGCGCGCCGAGGGUGAGACCUUUGACGACCUGAUCGGGAAGAGGUGGAAGGAGGAGGGCGCCAUCAAGAAGGUCGCUGAUGGAUACCAGGAGGGCGUGUUUGAGAAGUACGGGAAGGUGCUGGGGGCGUUUGAACAGAUGGAGGAGAGGAUCCUAAAGGUGGCGAGGAACCAGUGAAGCGAGACGGGGCAGCAGCAGAAGAAGAAGAAGGAGGAGCUGGUGGAAGAUAAUGGCGAGCACCCGGGAGAUGAGAUGAACUGCAAGAUGCAUCUAGAUAUCUGUAAUGCUCAGCAAUCACCAACCGCUCGUCUGAGUCG